Melitaea cinxia (Glanville fritillary) is the source of this 1272-nucleotide messenger RNA. Its product is annotated as ARL14 effector protein. Gene Ontology annotation, cellular component: intracellular membrane-bounded organelle. Lineage: Eukaryota; Metazoa; Arthropoda; Insecta; Lepidoptera; Nymphalidae. The transcript is spliced from 4 exons. The record is from RefSeq and is a predicted model, not a curated record. The coding region runs from base 465 to 770 and encodes 101 amino acids.
AAGGACGACCUUUUUUUUGGCCGAAUGAAAUUUGAAAACAGUUGUUCAUUAUAAUACUUAAAAACUUGAAUUUGAAAUUUUUUGAUGGGUGUACCGGUGUUACGAUAAUUGUUCCGAAAACACGAUAAUUUCACGGCACUGUGUCGAUCAGGGGAAAAUGUAAUGGUUAUAUCACACAGUACUAUGGUAUAAACAGGAAACUAAGAUUAAUCGCCCUGGGUUAUAUCCUCUUUGCAGACGGGUAAAAACAAAGUGUAUAUUAAUAAAAUACGGGGUAAAAAUUUCUGGUAGCACUACCACCACAGAGUACUAUGAUAUAAACAGGACUAUCACCACAAGAAUUCCUGCAAUAUUCCUGAAUUUCCUGAAAAAUACAAGUAAUUUUAAAUAUUCAGAUUGCAAACAUAAAUUAACAAAUCUGUUGAUUACGAGUAAUAUUUGACAAAAGUUUAAAAUUUAUAAAAAUGCGUUUCUUGGAAAACUUUGAUCCCGAAACAUCAGCUCGCGAACGGCGAAAAUUAAAUCGAAAGAGUUAUUUUAUGAAUCGUAAUAUAAAGAAAAUUUAUAAUGAACGUGGACAACUAGCUGCAACUGGUAAGGAUCUUUGUGAUUGCUUAGACGAAGCGUGUCCUGGAUGUCAUUUCCCUUGUCCAAAAUGUAGCUCUAACAAAUGUGGACAUGAGUGCAGAGUCAACAGAAAGUGGAUGUAUGAGAAAAUUGAAAUAGAAGGGAAUGACUUUGUCAUAAAAAAUGUAUAUAGGAAAAAAUAAUAACAAAUUUCAUAUAAUGAGUCAAUCAUUAGCUAAUAACUUAAAAAAAUAUUCGACUUCAAGCUGCCCGUCUUCUGCCAGAUCUGUACAAUGGACAGCAUUAUGGACUAUAUUUUUACCAUAUAGGGCUCUGAUGGAAUCUGGAUACAAUUGACGACUAAGUUCCUGUUAAUAAAUAAAAAUGACUUAAUUUAUUUUCAACACAUUUAAUAAAAAAAUCCUGACUAUUUAAAUAUGUUUUACUUACUGGAUCUCUUGGUCCACAGAGUUGUCUGAACUCACAAACACAAUUUAUAUUAGGAUUAUUGCAUUUAACUUCUAAAGCAACACAUUUUCCUUCUGCUAAAUGUAUAGACAUAGCCUUAAAAUAACAAUUAGUGUACUAAUGGUAAAAAUAAUAAUUAGUACCUACAGGUUGUAGUAGUGUUCUCUAGAACAGUAACAAAAAAUAAAAUAAAUAAGUAAGCUCUCCUUAUUAUCAGCAUACACUGAUAUUUUUGAA